AGCCAUGUGUAAGCACAUUGUGUGGUCCAGAUCCGAGCCAUACCAAUUUUGCUAUGUUGGCUGUAGCUCAGGAGAUAAAGCAGGUCAUCUACUUUUUGGAAGUUGGAUCCCUUUUGAUUCCCUCCCUGCUCCAAUUUGUAUGCCAGUAAGUUAACAGGCUUGUAGAAGUAGAAACAAGCGCUUGUCUGUGAAUGGGUGAAUGGGGCAAAAUGUAUAAGCGCUUUGAGUCCUUGAGUAGAAAAGUGCUAUAUAAGAAAUGGAUGUGUUUAAUUAUUCAUAAACUUCUUCUUAACUUUUAACGUUUACUAAAUAAAUAAUGACACAAUAUGUCAUGUCACAUGUUGCUGUUCAUUGGAGGUUGUGUUUAAAUAAUGUUAAGUACUGCUAAGAAUCAGAUCUCUCUUAUUAUGUGUGAUACAUUAAAACUUUAGAGAUCAAAGAGGGUGUUUUUAUCUUUUCCACAUGACUGUAGCAGCAUCUCCUCGCUCGGGCACCCCGAGUUUAGUUUCUUGGUUUUGUCAUACUAUGACAAGAUAUCGGCUCUGUAGAAGUUCCCCUUUUUCUUCCACAACAUGGUUAGGGGAAUGCUUUGGUAUUUAACUUCAGAGCAUCUACCCCGAAAGUGAGCACAACUGAACCCUACAGGAGUCUCGUUGAUGGUGGUAAAGCCUCAACACGUAAUAGCUUAAAAUAACCACCAUAACAUUUCUGAAUUAAUACUCUGAACACCAAAGAAAAAGGAAUUAUAUAUAACGUACUUUUUACAGUUUACAGUAGCUUCCUGUUCAUAUUUUUUUGUACAAAGGAAUUGGCACAAACUACAGCGCAAAACUCUGUAAACUGUCCUUGAUUUCAGCUCCAGUUUGUUAGAUUGAAGUAUUCGGAGAGGGUUUUUUUGCAAACGUACGUGCAUAGGUAAUGACCCUGACACAAGUGCCAAUGUAGCCACCAUCAUUACAAAUUUGUUAAAUGCCAAACAGCAGCAGAUUGUUGCAAAAAACACCAAAAAACACCAAAACAAAACAGUUGCAAUAGUAAGCAGGAUGAUGUGUGAGCUUUCAGAGCAGGGAGAGGCAGCACACAGCAGCCAGCUGUAACCCCACUGCAGGUGCACUCCUUUUUUAAAAACUGAAUUUCCUGAUUAUUUUUGAAAUGAUCGUGUGCUGGGUGAUUUCCCUGCAGUAAACUCCCCUCGUGUUUCACUUCCACGCAGGUUUUAGUGUCAGAGCAGCUUUUCAUGACUGGAAUCGCUGUUAAAGCAACCUGCAGAGGGUGAUCGGUCAGUGACCGGUCGCAGGCUAAAAUCCUUUGUUUUCUUGUUUGUUAAAGUUGUCCUCUCAUAGGUGGUGUCUCAGCUGCUCCUCUUCGUCUUGCUGUGUGUUGUUGGCUUUUAAAACUAAAGAAGUGAAAGUGUUGUUAGUAGGCAAAGGGUAACAUGCAGUGAAUCAGGAAAUGAAGCAUUAUGGUUAAAUUAUGGCCGGCUUUUUAAAUGCUCUUCAGCUCUGUUUGUGUAACAAAUGUUUUCUGGUUUUCCUGUUUCAGUAGGUUCACAUUAAUAGAAACUCUUUCACUGUACACCUGUACUGGCUGUCUAAUACAGCUCUAAUGUAAGAGAUUGUCUUCAUUCUUAAAAGACGUCCUAAAGUUGUGACAAAUAACGCAGGUACCAUUAAGUCUUUCCCUUUUUGUGUUUCUCUGUCAGUGUUUUCUAACAUUUAAUGAGUGCAGCAGACAUGAAGGGGGGGGGGAUUUCGUGCUAAAAAGAGUGUCACUUAAUUUGACUACCCACAUGGAAAAGAAAUAGAAAGUGCUUAGAGCGAAAUGUUUAUGUUUCAUGUUCAGGAGAUUGACUCUUUGACGUUUUCCUUAUACAGUCGUAAGAUAUUUAGAGUGAACUGAGUAAACAUUGUUUUGUGAGGUAGAAAUUAGUAGAUAAUAAUAUGAGAGAUGACCCACUCAGUCACAGUGAAUUAUCUCUUUAUUUCUCCACAUUUUGUAACAAGACUUUGUACAGAACGACAUCAGCUGAGUAAGUUAAGCCUCUUUUACCUUAUAGAACCGGGAAACUGUGUCUUUUACCAAGUAUGUGUGUGUUUUGCUUGUAGUUUGCUACUAAAUAACUGUUUGCGAAAAAUCAGCAGCAGUCCAGCGAGUGGAAAACUUAACGACAAAUGCAUCUUUACAUUUCUCACUUCUGAAUGAAUGAUGUUUACAUUCACAUCUUCCAAAAGCCACACUGGCUUCAUAUUGGCUGUGUUUUAUUGUGUGUAUUUGCGCAUCAGAUGUUUUAUUAAAUUUGUCACAGAUACUUUUGAAACAUCAGUCUGCAAACUUUGGACUCAUACCGCAGGUCAUGAUCAUCAUUAUCAAAGGCAAUAUAAACACUUUUUCUAUUUCUAUUUCUUUUAGUUUACCUUUAACUUUGAAGAUGAUUUUUGCCCAUUAAAAAAUCUGCCUCUCCUGUUGCCUCUGAAGCGGCAUUAGGAAGCAGGCUCCUCAAAAUCAACGCCGCGGGGCCGAGCCUGCAGCGAACAAAAAAAACUGCACAAAUGCAUUUUUAAAAUGAUUUGAUUAUUUAAUCUAAUGGCAGCUUAGUGUGUUUUUUAGCUAUUGGGCAGAUGUAGCAAAGGAACAUCACUGAACUCUUCCUGACACUUUGAAUGUGGCCGUCUGUACAAUGAGUGGCAACAUGUGAGUAGUGGAAUAGUGGUUUUGUGUCUAACGUUUAUGCAAUUAAAAUGCAGGAGUAGACAUUUAGUUCUUAUUUGAAUGCAUGUUGAUGGAAAAAAAAUUGCAAAACAUUUCCAUAAUUUCCGGAUAUAAACUGUAGGAUGUACAGAAAAACAUUACUGACUGAAAACUGAAUUUUGUCUGUGUCAUUGUUUUGAGAAAUGCUCUAAAACUGACAUCAAAUGUUUUUUGUUUCCAUUUUGUUUAUUCAUUUAUUACAAUAAGCGAAUAAUCAUAUUAUCUCGAUUACUUACAGGAAUGCAGUAACGUGCUUCAGCUACGCUCAGCGCAAAUGCUGCACACACGUCUGUAGGCGCUGUGGAAAUAUACAGCAGUGUUUCCACUGCAAACAAAUGUCAUCGUUAACCUCAUCAUCUUAAUCACAGAUUUAUAGUAGCAGUUGUGUGCAGUCCAUAUGAAUUAGAAAAUCUACAUGAACUGUGGCAAAAUCUACAUUUUCCUUUUGAUAAAAACGAUCAUCCAGCGGCCCACAAACCAAAAAUAACUUACAGAUACUGAUGAUGGAGGUUUUAGCGAUGAGUGGGAGAGACAGUAAACUUUUCUGUCUUUGCGACUGUUUCACAAGUUUGAGGUUUCAAAGAAGCUUGAAUGAAGUUCCCCUCAUGAUGAAACAGACUAAAUGUUUUCAGGCACUGAGGGAGAAUGUCACUUGUUUCUGAUUCUUAACAUCUUUUCCACUGACAUUUUGUUUAUUUAUGAAACACAAAAACAGUCACAGACUCUUAAACUUCCAGCACACACCCAGCACCUUCAGCACAUCCUCCCGUCUUUGGCUAAAUCGCACGCCAUAAGUCUAACCUGUAAUUUUAUCAAAUACAAUAAAACCAGCGCAAGUCAGAGACAGGAAAUAGAGAUCGAUUGCCGAGGGAAACCCUCUGUAGGAGAGAUUGGAGGCUGAGGAAGCAUGAGAGGCAUAUGAAAAAAGUGAAUCACCCAUCUUUCUUGCUUGUGGCCCACACUUUGUCUUUUUCUUUUUCAGUAAUGACACAGUGUGGUGCACACCCCCUCGUUAGGUGUGUGUGACUAAUGAGGGAGUCCUCACUUUCAAGGUGUUUUCCAUCAAAAUCACAGCUCAUAAACAAAUAUGCAUCCACCGAGGAAAGAAAGGGGUGUCGCGCUGAUCGCGGGCUUUGCAGCCGCUUUUAUAUCCGAGUAAUCUGAAAGGAGCUCCGUUUAAAAGCUCAUUUCAUUUAGGCCUGUAAGCAAACGUUUGGCUGAGGCAGCACAGACGUGAAGGUUUUGUUUUACGAGUGAACAAAAGCUUGUUUCAUUUCGAGCUCAGAAGGAACAGAAGCAGGUGUGAGCCCUUCAUGAAGGCAGUACAGAGGCAGGCAGAGAAACCUCAGAGAGACACAUGAGACGUGUGUGAGAUGUUUGUUUUGUCCUUGUUGUGGUUCCUGUAUCUAAACCACCUCAGCAGCGUGUUUCUGCAGCACCAGUCUGAUCCCUGUAGCCUUCAUUAGCUGUGAUGGAAGAGAUCAUCUGAUUUCUUGAAUGAAAAAUAAGCGAUUAGCUUAUAUUUCAGCAGAAUAAACAGCCAAACGAUAACCCUUUACAGAGUCAGUGCAUCUGUGUCAAACAUGCUGCUGAGCCUCUCAGGUCUGUCCUUCAGAGUGUAGUACUUCACUGGUAUUGUGCCCAAAUUUUAAGCAGUUUUGAUUCAAUUUAAUGUAAUCUUCCAGUCACAGGAUCUCUCAUGUUUUCUGAGGACAUCAAAGAUGCUCAGAUUUUUGUAAUUAGUUUGCAGUUUAAUGUUUUAUCUAGCACAUCAGCACAGCUGCCGUAGCUGUAAGGCAAUACUGUACUCACCCAUACAGCUCGUGUGUACAACUUCUGAGAAGCUGACAACAGUGAGAAAACACAGAAAUCUACAGAUGUUGUUGAGUCGAGCGCAGAUGUGACUCGGCUGCAUUUUAGGAGUGCAAAUAAGAGCAAGCAGAUGAUCAGCUCCCUCACAGGUGGACAGUUACUAUUAUUAAGUAAUAAAGCAAUGAGUAAUCAGAGUGCCGUACAGAGAGAAAAGUGAAAUGUGCACAGAAUCUGAAAUCUUAAGCUCAAAAUUAUGAUACCGAUCCCCAACAAGAGUCAUCUGUGGGACUCUUUAUAUCACUUUUCAGGUCAAGAAGGGAGAUUGAGGGAAAGGUGUUGUUAUAUUUCUCCCGGACUGCCCGAACUCUGCAAGCUAUACGUAUAAAUGAAUUUUAGUGGCAUGGCAGAUUGACUGAUGACGACCGAUUGCCUUCAUGUCAAAGAAAAGAAGAAUAUCGCCUCUACCAUGAAUUUGAUCACACUCUGGUAAAAUGAACUGGAUUGAUGCUGCGUGCCUUUUUUUAAAUGAACAAAGUAGUUUGCUGAUAAUUACAUUUAGCACAGUUACAUUUACAGACUAAUGUUGGCCGUCAUAGACCUCAGUCUGGUCAACCUUUUAUUCACGUGUUUGUCUGUUAACAAAGGGUCCCAGAUAUUUUAGCAACUAAAGUGACCCCUUUAUACUUUAUACAACAAAACCUAAUUUACAUGGCUCUAUUUGUGUUUAUUCUAAUGUAAUCAGCAAUGGUUUUAAAUCAUUUUGAUGCCGAAGUUACCCAACUCAAACGCUUUAGCUAUAUUUCAUCGUCAUCGUGCUCGACUUUUGCAGAUUUGGUUCUCUGAGUCUGUUAGCUGCGCUCACUGUAAAACAUUGUAAUGCAGCGAUUCCAAGUAAAAACAUUUAAAUAAAACAAACCAGAAACAUUUCCAUCAUCAUACAUGACCCCACACAACUUUCCAUUAUCCCUGACACACCAUUGUUCCAAUUCCUGUAAUCUAUGAAAAACUAUGAGUGAAGUAGACCGAUGAAUUCAUGGUAGGAAAUGUUUUCAUGAUUAAAGAUUAAAGACAAAUAUUUCUACACCGCUAACGUCAUAAAUGAGUCCACGCGGUCAUUUGAAGUUAAAACUCGCAAACCCAGCAUUGUUCUGAUGAAGUUCGAUCAGUUUUUCUGUUUAAUACAAAUUUGCUGGUAAGACAUAAAGAAACGGGAAUUAUGUAAGACGGAAACAUUCAAUAAAAAACUAUUGAUCGCUUUCACCCGCGCUGACCGUUUGGCGGGUCUUUUCUUGUCAAACGCACAAAGGGAAGAUUUUCUUUACUCGACAAAUCUUUACAUUUCAGUACAGUUUGUUUUAUUAAAAUUAGUUCAUAGAAUCUUAGAUUGAAAGGAAAUUUCAAUUUACUGCUAGUUACCGCCAAAUAACAUGACACAGUGGUUUUUAUUUUGAUGAAUGUUUUCCUCGAUGCUGUAGCUUCGGCGGAGCUCCGUAACAAGCACAAACAGAUUAUAUACAUCGAAAAAUGAGUAACAUUUAAGCUACUCAGCAACAACUGAAGAAGACAUAUUGUGAACAUUUAUUCUGGCGGGUAUGUUUGUACGAUUGUGAUUUCAGCACCUUUACACGCACGGCUGGGUGGACUUAUAAAUUUCACAAAGUUAUUGUGUUUGUUGACUUUAUUCUACUUUAACAUCCAUUCAUCUUGUUCUGAACUUUAAAACUUAGGCCGUGAUUAUUGGUUGAUUGAUGAUUCGCUCGCCGUGUUCAGACAGCAAUAUUUGUUUGCUUUCUGGAAGAAAUCUAAACAUGUCAAAGAUGGGGGAAAAAUGAACGAUAAGGGCAAUUUUAAAGUGCGAAGAGGUUCUGAAAAGCACUGGUCAUGGAAGUGAGAGCGAGACCUUACAGAAGAGACGCUGCACUGCACCGUCGUCGAUAGACUUGAAGGUUUUAAGUCCAUGAAGUCUGUUAUUCCGUCAUAUAUAAAUUAAUCUCAUAUAUGCCGCUCUCCCAGGAAAAAAAACAUCCCUAAACUUUUUGCUUUUCUCAUCCCGUUCUGCACUUUAUCCGACUUUCUCUCCAGGAAAUGUCGCAUUUUUAAUUUGCAUCAGUCAACUGUUUUUGUGAAGAUUGGUUCAGCAGUUCAUGCUUGAAUUCUGAUACACUAAUUAUGUAUCUAAAUUGGUACAAUUAUAAGACCAGUGGAAAAUUACAAUAAAUUAGUUUGUAAGCGGCUCAUGUGCCGCUUAGAACGUGCUAAGGAUAGAUAAUGAGUCCGGAGAGACCCUUCACAGAGUUUAUGACAUAAACAGCAUCUCAUACUUAAUGAGCUAAGACAUUUUACUCCAUUAAGAUUUGUUCUCUAUUUGUUAUUAUAGCCACUGGACAGAUUAAAAGUAAAAACAGAAACUCAAAAAAACAUUUAAUUUUACUGAUUAAAUGACGACAUGAUUACACUGCCAAAGCGAUGUGUUUCAGUGUUUUGUGUAUAUGAAUCUUAGAUAUUUUGUUUACUCUAAACAGUACCCAACGGUAAACAGUUUAAGGGGGUAGAAAAGUUUCGAAAACUGAUCUUGAGUAGAGUUUAACAACCAAUCAAAGGUCAUUUUUCUGACUUUGGGUCUGAUCAGCAUCUGUGUGUGUGUCUUCCAGGCCAAUCAGUGCUGAGGGAGGUGCAACGGCAUUUAAAAAGAGGGCUCGUUUGAUAAAUAUACAACACUUCCGACUGACUCCGGAUCACUGAGCACAGAGGGACACUCUGCACUGAGCAGCCGCUACAUAUAACAAGGAUGAAGAACUUCAUUCAGUCCCUUCUCCUUCUUAUCGCUGUGAUUGUGUCAACUACCGGUGCUCAGAAAGAGAUUUAUGCUAAGGAGGGACAGGAUAUUACCUUGGAGCCAACAUCCUAUCCAAUAAACUCUUAUGUGUACUGGUAUUUUGAAAAACAGGAUGGUCAUCAACUUGCCUGGCUUAACCCCUUAGGCGGAAAGGGAUUCAGUAAUGAUGAGAAGUGGAAAAACAGGUUGUCCUUAACUGGUGCCUCGCUGGUCAUAAAGGCUUUGCAGGAAGACCUCUUUGGGACUUUUGUCUGUAAAAUCAGCGCAGCCGGUCAGCGUGACUCGAUCACUGUAUUUAAAGUCAUUCAAGUCAAGGUGAUUGAGAAAUCAGCCUCUCCUCUGUUGUCUGGCGAUUAUCUGAGUCUGACCUGCAGUCUGGGAAGUGUUCCUCAAAACACACCUGAGAUUUACUGGCUCAGUCCCCAGGGAAACACAGAAGGAAACAAAGGAACAGUCUACAUUCAAGCCAGAAGUGAACACAACGGCCAGUGGGACUGCGUAGUGAAAAGAAAUGCCAAUGAAAAGAAGUUCCCAGUUUCUGUUACAGUUGUGGAUCUCGCCCCUGUGCCUUCACAUCAGUAUACAUCCACAGACUCGCCUCUCACCAUCCCUUGUUCUUUAAUUUCUCUUGUUAGCUGGGAACAAGUGAAAAAAAAGGAGAUUGAGGAAGUUCAGUGGCACUUUGCUCCUAAACUCUCCUCAGGCACCCUUUCUGACAAUCCAGAGCAGCUCUUCUCCCUCGAUCUGGAAAAACUUACCUGGAAGAAGGGUAAAGACAAAGGACUGUCUCCUGUAUAUAACAUUAAAAACGGAAAUCUGUCUUUGACCAAAUCAAAGGCAACAGUAGAAGAAAGAGGACGCUACACGUGCUCAAUGAAAUUUAAAGAUGGCAGGACUCUGGAGACCACAGUAGACGUAGUGGUGUUGGAAAUCAUCGCCCACCCAAAAGCAGAGCUAAUCUACGGUCAGCAGGUCAAUCUGUCCUGCAGCACUGGUGACCAGCUGCCCAAUGAUAUGAAGUUAAAUUGGACUUCACCUAAAACGUCAUCUUACAUCUCUUACCCCACCCAUAUUACUGUCCCGGAAGUGGGCAAAGAAGAUAACGGAAAGUGGGGGUGUGAGCUGUGGCAGGGCGGCAACAAGCUGACGUCAGAUGAGAUACUGCUUAAGAUCGAACCCAGACUGAGUGUGUGGAUGCUGGUGAUCAUUUGCAGCGCAGCAGUCAUCCUUCUCCUCCUCCUCGUGCUCGCUUUCAUCCACUACCGACGCAGAAAACAGAAAACGAGACUCCUCAGGCAUCAACUCUGCCAGUGCAAAAACCCCAAACCAAAAGGAUUUUACAGAACAUGAAAGCUGACAGACCGGAUCUUUAAGAAGAAACGGGAACAUGCUGAAUUUCUGAUCUGAUAUGUUCUGAUUUACCUGAUUACCUGGAUUUACAUCUCUCAUUUUGCCAUACUGGAAAGUACAAAAGAGUUUUGUUGGAUUGAGGAUCAAACAUAUCAGGCAAUCUGGACUGAUUUUAUGUAUUUUAUGUAUGAUUAUUACCGUCUGUGACUUUAAAUCAUUUACACUUUGAGUCUAUCUGUAGACUAAAUUUCCUUUACCCUUAUGUAUAUUUUUUGAGGAGGUCUGUAAUGCUUUCAGAUGUGUAGGUGCUUCUGUAAAUUUACAUGUGCAGCAUAUUAUUUGUGUAAAGUUUAUUGCUAAAAAUGGAAAGAUGAAAACUGUGUAAAAACAUUAGCAGAUGUUUUCAAUAAAGCAUCAAAAUCUUUCUGAGUGAUGUUCCUGUAGAGGUCCUCUUGGGCUAAUUUAGCGGGAUGGCAUCCAUCUGACAGAUUCGUCGAUACUGGAAGGAGCAGGGAACGUCGUACCAGUUUGUGAUUCUGGGUGUCCACCACUGCACAGUCCUCUCCAGCUUCCCCAGCGGACGCGUUGUUAUCCGGCUCAGACUUCAGUGUGUUCCAAAAUCUUUACAACGCAGAUGGAAGAAGAUUAACAUUACUUUCAUUAAUAUUCUGCUGAAGUGGCAUUUCACCUGCUAAGUUUGUGCACUGUUUUAACAGUUGUCUUGGAAGAUGCAUUACUUUUAAGUAAUUCUUUAUUCUUCAAGAGCCAUCACCAGCUAAAGGACCUGUUUAUUUACAGGAUGGUUCCUUGUGCUUGUGCACAUUUCUAGUUGUGACUAUAGUUAGUUUGAAGGAUGGAGGAACUGAUGCAAAACAUGCCUACACCUACAUACUAGUUGAUGAAUUGCUGUGAAGUUUUGCAAAAAACGUAAAAAAAAAAAAAAAAAGAUCAAAUUGACUUGUCCUCCAGCGCAGCCAUCAGGUUUUCAGGGAACUGCCGUAAAGGUUAUUUAAUAAAUGUUUGUGCUUUGUACUUUUCAUCAUGUCUAAUAUGGUGAUGUUCUCAU
This is a messenger RNA of Haplochromis burtoni (Burton's mouthbrooder), 9812 nucleotides long. RefSeq names its product CD4-1 molecule (gene cd4-1). Lineage: Eukaryota; Metazoa; Chordata; Actinopteri; Cichliformes; Cichlidae. The transcript has 10 exons. Bases 7349 to 8746 code for a protein of 465 amino acids. Gene Ontology annotation, biological process: T cell activation; positive regulation of ERK1 and ERK2 cascade; interleukin-15-mediated signaling pathway. Gene Ontology annotation, cellular component: membrane raft; external side of plasma membrane. The record is from RefSeq and is a predicted model, not a curated record. Gene Ontology annotation, molecular function: protein tyrosine kinase binding; MHC class II protein binding.